UAUGACAUCAGCAGAGGGCUCAGCGGGCUCAGCAGGCGAGGUGUUGGGUGUCGAGUCUCUGUUGGUGAAACCGGACCUCCGCUCCGUUAUCCACGGUUGAUCUCAGAGCCUCCACCUGGCUCAACGUCAGUCUGUCUGCAGUUUGUGAUCAUUAUUGGGGUUCAGUUUGUUGUCUGUUUGUGUAUUAUUAUUAUCUCUGCUCAGCUGUUCACAACGUGGCGUAACGUCCAGAUAUUUUCAGCGUCUCCAGUGAGGGUGAGCGAUCAAAUAGUAUAAAGUGAUUUUAUGUUGUGUUAUUAAUAUACAGCCACUGACUGACCACUGUACCGCCCACAAAUGCAUAGAUUGAAGUCUGGCAAGAUAGAUUCUUGCAUAAUCUAAUGCUAAUCAUGGCCUAUCAGAGUUACUGUAAUGAUCCUCUAGCUUUUUGCAUUUAUUUUAAUAUAAAUAUUCACCUGUUGAUCUCUAAGGAUAUUGGGAAGUUCAGUUAGGAAGCAUUUGAUGAAUAAAAGAGGAGCUCAAAUAGACCAGAAUUUGAAGCUGAAUCAAGCUGAAAGAAAUCUCUCCUCAUGAAGUUCAUGUCUGUUCUCUGGUGGGUUCUCAAAGGGAGUUCUGGGGAAUGUAGGAAAUCUCUAAAAUCAUUGAGUAGUUGUUGUUUCACUUUCUCUUCAAGUUGUCCAAUUUGGGGUCCUGGGCCCUUAAGGGGUCUUUGAGGAGUAUUUUAAUGUGACUAUAAGGCGCGUGCUCAGUAAUAAAACAGUGGUCAGAGGUCUGUUACUUCCUCACCUACUGCACAGACUGUAACGACUCUCAGAGGAGGGGUGAGAAAGUUUUGGAGCGCAGGUCUAGACGCGCGCACCUGCGCUCCUGCUCAUGCGUCUUUUACUUGAAGUGAGGGUCCAAAGGACAGAGUGAGCGCGCGCCAGCCCCUGACAGUCUCGUGGCUCGGUGUCUGUCUGUCCUCUUGGCUGACAGCCUCGGCUGACAAUAAACAGAUGAAGGCGGCCGCGGGGCCUGUGCCACCCCGAUGGGAGGAGAGGACGGAGCGGAGGGCAGGUCCAGCAGGGCGCGGUCUUCUUCUUCUCCCGCGGCACCUCAUCUGUACUGUAGUAGGAUCUCUUCCAUUUCUGCCAACAGCCCUGCGCCACAGGGACGCAUUGAGAACAAACCCAAGAGGCAGAAACCGCUGCGGGGACACCCUUUGACCGCCGUGCCCAACAGGCGCAGACAGACUACGCAGCGCGCGCCUCCGUGUCUGUCUGUAGACCUUUUUCUCACAGCUUCGACACCGAGAGAGGCUUUGAACCUGUCUGCCAAGAUAAACUCACCUCGCCUAUUUAUGCCCCUGCCUCCGCGUGCACUCGGGACAGGAGAGUGUCGGCAGCUCAGAGGACAGGUUCAGGUCGUUCCAGCUCGUCUCCACCAGCGCACUGGCCACUUUUACGCACCGGGAAUGGCCACUUUUGGGGACCCGGGAGUGAGUCCUGCUCCGUUACCUCCACUCUAAAUUUAUAUUGGGGAACCCACACGGGGGAGGGGGGAGGGGGGGACACACAUCAAAAGAAAUACAGCGGUGACAGUUUGGCCACCCGCCGGGGGGUUACAUACCGGCCCCGGGGCGGAAUGCUGCUCCCGACGCUGGUGACGUGCCUCGCCGGGUGCGCCUUUCUCCUCUUGCCGGUGUGCGAGGGUUGCGGACCGGGUAGAGGCCAUGGCAAGAGGCGGUCACCGCGGAAGCUGGCGCCGCUCGCCUACAAGCAGUUCAGCCCCAACGUGGCCGAGAAGACUUUAGGGGCCAGCGGGAGAUACGAAGGAAAAAUAACCCGGAACUCUGAGCGCUUCAAGGAGCUCACCCCGAACUACAACCCCGACAUCAUCUUCAAGGAUGAGGAAAACACAGGUGCAGACCGCAUGAUGACACAGCGCUGCAAAGACAAGCUGAACUCUCUGGCCAUCUCGGUGAUGAACCUGUGGCCCGGGGUCCGGCUGCGAGUCACUGAGGGCUGGGACGAGGACGGCCACCACUCGGAGGAGUCGCUGCACUAUGAGGGCCGGGCGGUGGACAUCACCACGUCGGACCGAGACAGGAACAAGUACGCCAUGCUGGCUCGACUGGCGGUGGAGGCCGGGUUUGACUGGGUCUACUACGAGUCCAAAGCCCACAUCCACUGCAGCGUCAAGUCAGACCACUCAGUGGCGGCUAAAUCUGGAGGUUGUUUUCCCGGCGAGGCCUCGGUCAGGUUGGAGGGCGGUGGUCAGAAGUCCAUCAGUGACCUGCAACCUGGUGAGCGAGUCCUGGCCUCGGCGGGCACCGACGGCAGCGGGGAACUGGUCUACAGCGAAGUCCUGGUCUUCCUGGACCGUGACCCUGCGGCCUGGAAGCUCUUCUACACCCUGCAGACAGAAGCUGGGGCCCGCCUUUCGCUCACCGCCGCCCACCUGGUCUUUGUGUCUGAGGGGAAUUGCUCAGAGGGGGCGGUGCCAGCCCAUGGUGCCCUCAGGACUGUGUACGCCAGCGAGGCCCAGCCGGGACAGUGCGUGCUGGUGUCGGAGGGUGAAGCGGGACAGAAGCACAGCGAGGGGCGUCUGUCUCGGAUCACCCGGGUCAGUGUGAGGGAGAGCAGGGGGGCGUUUGCGCCACUGACCCAGCAGGGGACGGUGGUGGUGGAUGGGGUGGUGGCGUCCUGCUACGCGGUGGUGGAGCAGCACUCCCUGGCUCACUGGGCCUUCUCGCCGCUCCGGCUGGUUCACAGCUGGACCGGCUCCGCUGGGAGCCACAGUGACGGGAUCCACUGGUACUCACGGCUCUUACACUGGCUGGGGAGGAUGCUGCUGGACUCUGGACGCUUCCACCCGCUGGGCGUGGCUCAGGACGACAGGUGAGGAAGGAAGAACACUGGUGGACACUUAUAUCAAAAAACAAUCCUGAAAUACCCAAAUACAAGCCCGGAGAGCUUGCAGGACCGCAACCGACUGCCUGACGAGAUGGGCUCCUGCUGAGGCAUGAUGGGAGGAAGAAGAAGAAGCUGUGAACUGACACAGACAAAUUCUCCCAAAACCACAAACACAGACAGCAAAUAUAAGAGUCAAACGACUCAGAGAACAGCUGACGUUUCAAAGACUUUUGGUUGUAUCCUUAAAACUCUAUGAAACAAUAAUCCCUUAAAAUACCUUUAAUAAAUCCUUAAUCUUACCUGGAAAACACAGCAAACACUCACAGGAAACACCCUAAAAAAGAAUCAAGGGGUACAUUUUCCCAUUAAUUUACACAUUAGUUAUCAUCUUAAGGUGUUCUUAAGGUUGGGAUUGAAGUGAUUUAAUGGCUUUUCUUAAUGGAUUCAAGUGGGGGAAAAACAGGUACACAUGGCAUGAAAAGGCACAUUUAAGUUAUAAAUCAAUGGAUGGUUUCAUGUUAUUAAGUCAAUUUUAGUUUUUAUUUUGCCUCUUAAACCAUGCUUAAAAAUACCUUUAUAAUAUUAAUUAUCUCCAUAAUUGCAUCUUUAUAAGUGUUAGAGCACAUAGCACGAGAGCCAUUUGUAGGUUUUAUUCUUAAUAGAAAAAUAAAGAUACAUUUAGGGUUUUAACCCCUCAAAAAACCCUUAAUCUGUGCAGAAAACCCAUUAAAAUCCCUUAAUAUAAAGCAAUCCAUUAAUUUAAUAUGGGAUCUAAUACUGAGUAAAAAUCCCUUUUGCCUUAAUAACACCUUAAAAGGUUAAUUCAUUGAUUUGUCAAAUAUGUAAUGUGUAAAUUAAGGGGAAAUCUAUUAUAUCUAAUCCAUCUAUUAUUCUGUUCAAACUCUGGGGUAAUUAGUUUGAUUUCGAGGUAAAAUUUUGAAGGAUUUAGUUUCAUAGUCCACAGUGAUGUUUGUAUGUAACAUUAGAAUAAAUGAUAUAUAAAUGAGUGUAUUUAAGUGUUAUUUGUUUACAGAAAUCCAAUAAUGUUUAUGGAGUUAUUAUGGGUGAAGAGAUAUUAAAAAAAGAUUUAUUUUUGAAAUUAAAUUAUAUGGAAAUGA
This is a messenger RNA of Dicentrarchus labrax (European seabass), 4012 nucleotides long. RefSeq names its product indian hedgehog B protein-like. The transcript is spliced from 3 exons. The record is from RefSeq and is a predicted model, not a curated record. Lineage: Eukaryota; Metazoa; Chordata; Actinopteri; Moronidae. Bases 1624 to 2883 code for a protein of 419 amino acids. Gene Ontology annotation, biological process: regulation of gene expression; intein-mediated protein splicing; cell-cell signaling. Gene Ontology annotation, molecular function: patched binding; calcium ion binding.